AUGCGACCGUCGAUUGUGAUUGCGACCAUUGCCUCCCAGUGCUUACUUGUCGCUGCGCGUGAGAAUAAUGACGCACAGCAGUGGGAAGCAAGUGCCUUUGAUGCACACAUAAAUGCGAAACAUCCGCACCAGGAUCCGUGGCAAAAAGGCCCGCUGGUAGAACGAUGGCGACAAUGGAUGCGACGACAAGAUACGACCGCAACAGACGACAAGGAAACCUCGACGGAAGUAAAGUCUGAGACAAGAGAAACUACCAAAGAUGAAGAGACGACAACAGAAGACAAGGCUACAACUACAGAAGACAAACCAACAACAACAGACGAGCCUGCGUCAACAACCGAAGAGUCCACUACAGAAGCAACGUCAACUGAGCAAUCUUCUUCAUCGUCAACAGUCUCAUCCACCGAGACAUCAAGUGACCCAACAUCAACAUCCACAUCCACAUCCACAUCCACAAGAAGUACCGUCACGUCUCUAGAACAGGGAGCAUCGUGCUACAGCACAACCGUAUCAACCAGCGUCGUUUGCCACAUCACAACCGACGGCCGUACUGAGAGUGCCUCGUGCAUCACAAACAGAAUGACAUCCAGCACAUGCGCUCCCGGCCUCUUCUGCGAGAUACACCCCGACUCUGGCUCGACGGUAUGUAUGGAGCAGCACAACGAGAUUGGAACGGAAGGAAUAGUCGUGGCGUCAAUCUUUGCAGUUUGUAUUGCUGGCUGCAUGGCUGUUUUGGUGGGCAUGUGCGUGAGAGACAAGCGUGCGCAGAAGAAGUUUGAGAACUUAAAGAGAGUCAAGACUCUGAGGACGGCUAAGAGGGAGGAGCACGCGAAUCUGAUGGCGGCAGGAGGGCAGAUUUAG
Molecule: messenger RNA, 861 nt
Organism: Fusarium pseudograminearum CS3096
Lineage: Eukaryota; Fungi; Ascomycota; Sordariomycetes; Hypocreales; Nectriaceae
Exons: 1
Coding region: 1-861 (286 amino acids)
Source: RefSeq, a predicted model, not a curated record